AUGCGGUCUAAUUUGAAGACAGUCCGCCCUCUGGGCUUAGCACUGGCGCUCAUCAUCCCCUUUGCUAUAUUCUUUUAUCUUCAUGCUGAAGGGCCCCAGACAUUGCUCAGCCCCAAAACCGAGCUAUUACACUCAGAGGCAAUUGUGAUCCAGACGAGCCCAACCGGCGCUGUACCACCACAACCCUUGCCCGACAACAACAAGCCUCUUUUCACCGAAGAGAUAUAUCGCGUCCCCGACAAAGUGUGGCAUUCAGCCAAAUUUGACAAUCUUACCGAAAACCAGCGUGGAUGGAUCGGAAGCUGGACCAAAACUAACCCCUAUUGUCGCCAAGAAUUGCUGACGGAUCGAUCGGCCCAGGCCUUUGUGCGAGCAUAUUUCCACGAGACACGUCCUGAUAUCGUCGAGCUCUACGAGGCGCUUCCUAUCGCCAUCCUGCGGGCGGAUCUUCUCCGUUAUUUAAUUAUACUCGCAGAGGGGGGUGUUUGGGGUGAUCUGGAUGUCACUUGUGAGAAAGAUGUCGCCGAGUGGGUCCCGCCUGAGUACCGGAACCGCACGAUCGACAUGAUCGUCGGAUUGGAGUUCGAUAUGCCGUGGCGAGGGCCCGGGAAACCCAUCGCAUCGCAAUUUUGCAACUGGGUGUUUGUGGGACGGAAGUCUUCGCGAAAUCUCCAGGUUGUCGUCGAUGCUGUCGUCGCCAAGUUGAAGCAAAUCGCCCAUGAAAACAAUGUCACCAUUAGGGGGCUUACUUUGGAAAUGCUUUCUGAUGUAGUGGAUGUCACUGGACCAAAAAUGAUGACCAUUGCUAUUUUGGACAGUCUCGGGCAGCUACUGAACAGGACUGUCGAUGAUCGAGAUUUUGCGGGCAUCAAACAGCCUAAGCUGGUGGGCGAUGUGCUGAUCAUGCCUGGCAAUUCUUUCGCUGCAAAUCAGAACAACCACCCAACGGACCAAGGAGAUGUUCUUGUGAAUCAUCAUUAUGAGGGCUCAUGGAAAAAGGAAGAUGCAGAGGCAAAAGAAAGAAAGAAGCAGAAGCAGAAUGCAGCGCCGACUCCAAAGUGA
Molecule: messenger RNA, 1062 nt
Organism: Penicillium salamii
Lineage: Eukaryota; Fungi; Ascomycota; Eurotiomycetes; Eurotiales; Aspergillaceae
Source: the annotation of a GenBank genome assembly